Messenger RNA from Manacus vitellinus (golden-collared manakin), 844 nucleotides. RefSeq names its product mucolipin-1-like. Gene Ontology annotation, molecular function: NAADP-sensitive calcium-release channel activity. The annotation marks the transcript as partial. Lineage: Eukaryota; Metazoa; Chordata; Aves; Passeriformes; Pipridae. The record is from RefSeq and is a predicted model, not a curated record. Gene Ontology annotation, cellular component: plasma membrane; lysosomal membrane. The transcript is spliced from 6 exons.
GAGGGGACAUUGUCACCCCAACAGCCACCCCUGGGUGUUGGCAGUGCCCCGGUGACAAUGUCCUGGAUGUCCCCUGUGCUCCAGGAGGGGACAUUGUCACCCCACAGCCACCCCUGGGAGGGGACACUGUCACCCCACAGCCACCCCUGGGUGUUGGCAGUGCCCUGGUGACAAUGUCCUGGAUGUCCCCUGUGCUCCAGGAGGGGACAUUGUCACCCAACAGCCACCCCUGGUAUCCCCCAUGUCCCCAAAUGUCCCCAAUGUCCCCCAUGUCCCCACAGAACUUCUCCGGGUACGACGUGUGCAGUAUCCUGCUGGGCACGUCCACGCUGCUCGUCUGGGUCGGGGUCAUCCGAUACCUCACCUUCUUCCAGAAGUACAACAUCCUCAUCGUCACGCUCCGGGUGGCCCUUCCCAACGUGAUCCGGUUCUGCUGCUGCGUGGCCGUGAUCUACCUGGGCUACUGCUUCUGUGGCUGGAUCGUGCUGGGCCCCUACCACGUCAAGUUCCGGUCCCUGUCCAUGGUGUCCGAGUGCCUGUUCUCCCUCAUCAACGGCGACGACAUGUUCGUGACGUUCGCGGAGAUGCAGCAGCACAGCCACCUGGUGUGGCUGUUCAGCCAGGUGUACCUGUACUCCUUCAUCAGCCUCUUCAUCUACAUGGUGCUCAGCCUCUUCAUCGCCCUCAUCACCGGCUCCUACGAGACCAUCAAGCACCAGUGUGAGGGGGACCCCCCGGUGUCCCAGCUCCAGGCCUACAUCGCUCAGUGCCAGGACAGCCCCAAGUCGGGGAAGUUCCGCCGGGACAGCUCCUCGUCCUGCUCCGUGUUCUGCUGCUGCGAGAG